AGACUGAUUCUCUUUUUUCAACUGGGUGGUUGUUGUUUUUCAAGGCGGUCGGCCAACUAUUCAAAAGUUCAAAAGUAACUGCAAUCUGCGUCGAAACUAAGCAAAAGACUCGGAAAGUUCUGUGCGUGGGAGACUGAAAAGUAAAAAGGCUGACCGAGCGAGCUGUGUUCGUUGCGAAUAAAAAAACCAUAAAAAGUUGGAAUUCGGAGUGCUGGGCGAAGGAAGUGGAAGGAAGGACAAGCAACAAAUUCGUGCUCUCGGCUGUUCCUGCCUGCGUCUCUCUUUCGCUGCGAGAGCGGGUGUGUGUGUGAGUGCGAGGAGAGAAUCUGCAAGAAAAAGAAAAGCAACGCCGAAAAGCGGGGAAUCGAGAAAUAAAACGCAUUGGCGUGUGAAUCACGAGAAGCUGAAUCAUCUGAAUCAUCUCACCCGAAUACACUCUUCUGUUGGGCGAAUCGAUAAUUCCUAAAUCGUAAGGAUGGAGCACCACGAGGACAACGCUCAGUUCGACAAUUACUUGCAGAACCGUCUUAGCGAGGGCUUGCAGAUUACCGGUGGCGCCGAGCAUCAUCUUCAUCUGGCGGACGCCGUCGUGGACGAACUCUCCGCCCCUGGGAUCGCGUCCUCCAAAUCGGAUCCGGAUCAAGAGAAUAACGACGGGGAGGAGGACGAGGAGUGGAAGUACAUACACGAGGUGCAGCAAAGCGAGAAGCUCCAACAGCAGCAGCAGCAGCUUCCUUUGGCAUCGGAAACUGGCAACGGAUUUGGCCCCGUCGGGCACUCUGAGGAUUUAGUGCUAGGAAACGGCGGUGCCCCUGGUCUGAGUCUGGUCUACGAGGAGCAGGACGUGGAAGUGAUCAAGAACGAUGGUGACUUGUCCACGAAUUCCAACACGACCACUUCCACAGACGAGGUGGUGGCCCAGGAUCAGCAGCAAACCCAGGAGGCUGAACUGUUGGCGGAGCAGCAUCAACAGCAGCAGUUGCAAUCCUCGGAUCUCCAGCAGGAGGACGAGGACGAGCCUAGCUCCGUGGCCACUACCUAUGGAACCAGCAGUCUCAGCGAGAAUAAUCCCACGCCCUUAGAUCAAGAGGAGCUGGCGGCCAAGCCAGUUGUCCAAGAAUUGCUAGCGGGCUUCGACAAUAAGGAGAACUGUGAUUAUGUCGAUGAUCUGGAUGAAAACCACUCCCAGCUCAACCCCAAUGCUGUUGCCUUUGUGCCUAGCUAUGGCUCCCAGCCAUCCUCUCCCCUUCCCGCUGUGGAGGAGCCACUACUCGGCCUGAAUCCGCGCCAGCUGCUGCCGGGCGGUCCUUUGGACGAUUUGGUGGCCGAGAGUCCGCGCAAGGGAUCCGCCAGGGAGAACAUGGAUGCGAUUGCAGUACCCGAUGAACGGGAGUUUGACAUUGAGGCGGAUAAGCGACCCCACGAACUGGAGCAGGAAACGGACCUUUUCGGCGAAGGAAAUCUGGAAAUGCAGUUGCUGAACGGUGUAGGAGCCGCUGAGCCAGCUGCUAUAACGGAUGUGCUGGGUCACGGCCCGGAGACCAGUGUCGAUAUGGAAAUUGAUCAGCUGCCAGCAGACGCCGAUAUCAUGAAACAAUCGAUUUAUGCCGAUCACAAUGCCUCCAUUGAAGACAUCUUAAACUCCGUGCAACCUCUGCCCACCCAGACGGGCGACGAAAAGGAACUGCUCCAUGUCGAGGAAAAAGAGCAUGUCUCGCAGUCGCCGUCAACUGAGGAGCUCCAGUUCCAGCAGGAGUUUCAACACGAUCAGCAUCAGCCACCUUUGUUUAACAACGCUAAGCAGGAUCUAAUGCAGGCUUCCUUUUACUUGGAGCAUUCUUCCCAAGAUGCGCAGAAGGACGAGUCCCAAGAGCAGGAGGAGCUUCCCGCAAAGAGCUCCGAUAUUUUUGCCGACCAGAGUUUGCUGCUGGACACCAGUGCACCGCAGUUUAGCCCAGAAUCUGACUCACCUGUGGCGAAAUUAGAGCUGGAGUCCCAGCAGGCUGACAUUGUGGACAUCACACCUUCGCCUCAUUCUUCUACUGAAGAGAAGCAUUUGGUUGAGGACACCAAGGAGCUGAUUGAGGACACCACAGAGCUGGUUGAGGACACCACGGAGCUGGUUGCGGAGAGCAAAAUUGAUCAAGAAUCCCAUCUCUUUGAGCCUUUUUCAGUCGGAGCUCCUCCCCAGAUGGAGGAGUAUGCUGCCUUUAAUUCAGCUCCUGGCUCUGAAGCUCAAUUCGAUGACGAAAUAUCGCCAGCAAAACAAGGUAUUAAUCCGUUUGCCCAGCCUUUUACGCCCGCACACCUGGUGGUGGAGCAGACGGAGGAAGAGCUUUCUGUUCAUCAACCAGAGACACUGGCCGCCAACUUUCAAGAACUUCAGCUGCAAGAGGAUCUAGUGGAGGAGCAAUACGUGGGCAUACCUAGUGUUCCUUCCAAGUACUUCGAUUUAUGUGAUAAGGUUGCUAAUAACACUACAGAGGAAGUGGAGGACCCAAAAGAGGAUCAACCAGCUAUUGGAAACUUUGUUUCCGAAGAAAAACAUCUUUUUGCUCCAGAGGAGGAGCCGCUGCACGCUGUGGGAGACAUCGUUGCCGAGAAAGAAGAACUUGCCUCUGAAGAAAAGACCAUGGAAGACUUUGUCUCUAUCAAGGAACAGCAUGCUGCUUCCGAGGAGCAACUGCUACCUGCUUCUAUAAAGGAACCCUUGUCUGCAGCUGGUGACGAGUUGUUGUCUGAAGCUCCAAAAGAACUGAUUAUUUCUGAGAUUGAAGAAGCUGUGCUCCCGAGUAGUGAGCCGUUAAUGGAAACUGUUCCAGAAACCAAAAACGAAGAUGAUGUUGCGGUAGCCUUGGCUGAAGUAGCUUCUGUUGCUACUGUUGCUGCAGCUGUUGCUGCCGCUGCAACUAAAUCUAAUUCAGCGACCAAAACAGGAGCCACUGUGGCCACUGCUAAACCUAAGUUAGCAGCCUCUGCAGUCAAGACUUCCACAGCGAGCUCCACAUCUGUUGUUGGAGCAAAUAAGUCGGUCGCUGGUCGUCCACGCACCGCCCCCGUUGCAACCAAAACUACAAGUACAGCUACCAAACUUUUGACUACAGCUCCACCAACAGCAACCAACCGGAAACCACUUAGCAGCAAUGCAUCAUCCUCUGCAAAACCUGUGCCCAAGUCAAGCACCACACGACCGGCCACAGCUCCUGUGAGCAAGGUGACAUUGGGGGCCAAAACCGCAGCUAAUAAGCCGGCUGCAAGUGGAACUGCAUUGGGAACUGGAUCUGGAAGCGGAACCAGGACUACAGCUCGCCCUUUGACCAGUACCACAGCUCGCAAACCAGCCACAAGUGGAACCGGAUCAGGAAUUGGAGUCAGCUCCACUGCUCGCAGACCAGCUGCAAAUGCAUCAGGAACUGGAUCGGCUCCUAACAGCGGUGCUUCAACCAAACCACGCCUGGCCGUCACUUCGACAGCCGCAGCCAAGCCGAAAACUUUGUCGCCGCGCAGCACCACUUCCGGCGCCACCACUGUGCGCAAGGUGCCCAGCACAAAUGUCACUUCUCUCUCAGCUCGCAGUCCAACCAAGCCUGCAGUCAAUGGGCAGUUGGGCAAGACAACCAGUUCCAGCUCCACCACAACCACUACAACCACAACGAUCACUAAAACUUUUACCGCUCGCCCAGCUCCAAAGUUUAACCACUCGGCAAGCUCAACCAUUAGCAACGCAAGCACUACUCGACGACUGCUGGUUCCUAGCAGCUCCGCUGGGACAACCGCGGCGACCCUGAGGAAGACAUCGCCUUCGAAGACAUCGCCAGUCAAGGCGGCCUCCAAGCCGCUGACACCAAAACCCAAAGAAAGCGUUACGAAUAAACCAUCGCCAGCUGUACUAAAAGCGCGAAAGUCUACACCCCUAAAGGGAGCCACGCCAAUCAGGGCACCAGGUGUACCUCCACCUGAUACCACUCCAACAACCAAUGGUCGGACUAAUGCGGAGGAAGCCAUCAAUCAAAAUGGAAACGGCCUACACGAUUUGGAGGAGGCUCAAUCUGUUCAAGAGCAACCUGCCCAAAAUGCAGAAGUGUCCCUUUUGGACUUUUAAAUCACAACCCAGAUUCCGGAUCACAGAGCUAAAACUACUUUACUAAUAUUAUAAAACAUAUUAAGCAAAGUAUUUAGCACGAACAGAAAAUAACGAGUCACGAUCAAAUGAAUGAAAAAGCGAGGAAUGGCAUCAGCAUACUGAUAACCAAAUUAUAAAUUUCUACUAAUUGGAUUAAGUUAUAUUCGAUUACAUCUUCGAUUUCUUGCUAAAUAUUUCUAUCUAUUAAUAUAUUUAAUUGAAAUGGACCCAGAGCGAAAUAAUUUGUGUGCUACUUUGUGAAGAAAAUGAAACAAAUAUCACCAAGUGCUCCGUUUUGUUUAAGAUGUAAGGUGUUUUAUUUAUUAAUUGUUCCUCACGCUCUGUUAUUUUUUGCUCAUGUGCUAAAAGAAAAUUGUAUCGAAUUGUGUCAACGCUUCGUAAUAAUCAGCGAAGUGGCGUCGAUAAAAUCAACAGAUAACAAUUGUCAUUUUAAAGAAAAACGAAAAAAAAACAAAUAAGCAGAAAGUAAAGAUAUUUACUAAAAAAAAUAUCCAAAUUUAAAAAUUGUCGUGUAUCAAAAACCAGAAAAAGAAUUAUAAUCCAAGUUUAACUGUAGCUAUUAGUCGGCGUCCUAACACGUGAAUAACGAAAAACGAAUCAAAACUAAUCCAACAAAGAACAACGUAAUUUGCGCAGCUGAAACCGUAGACUGCUAAUCACUAAAAUAAUGAAUAAGAAUUUAAAAAACUUCCUAGCACCACGAUCUUACAGACUCAAAACACACGAAAUAACUUGGGUUUUACUUUCUGUAUUCGUUCCUCCCAUUUUUUUAAGAAUCCACUCAAUAUUAUAAUUGGAUUAAAAAAGAAAAUAACGUGGUAAUUAAGCAGCACUAAAAACAUGUUCAUUAUUGGUUAUUAACGAGAAAAAAACUCUUACCCAGUGUUAAAUUUUAAAUUGAAGAAACAAAUGUGAAGGUUAUUUAUUUAAAAACAUUUUUAAAUCCGUUUUGCUUUUACUUUUUGUGACCUAGGUCGAAGUGUAUUAUUAUUUUAUAAUUUGUUGAUUAUGCCACACGAAACAGAAAGCAACAGAAUCAAUAAGCAUAACAUUGAAUGUAACUCCAACACCCCUAUACACACUCUCUAUACAUGUAUGUUUAAAACGAUAUUAUAAAUUAAAACAAAAUGAACAAAAAAAUACUUAAAACAGAAAUAUUA
Drosophila subpulchrella is the source of this 5304-nucleotide messenger RNA. It is a transcript of the gene Map205, whose product is annotated as 205 kDa microtubule-associated protein. Bases 476 to 4102 code for a protein of 1208 amino acids. Gene Ontology annotation, cellular component: extracellular matrix. The transcript is spliced from 2 exons. The record is from RefSeq and is a predicted model, not a curated record. Lineage: Eukaryota; Metazoa; Arthropoda; Insecta; Diptera; Drosophilidae. Gene Ontology annotation, biological process: regulation of angiogenesis; blood vessel development.